Molecule: messenger RNA, 969 nt
Organism: Sipha flava (yellow sugarcane aphid)
Lineage: Eukaryota; Metazoa; Arthropoda; Insecta; Hemiptera; Aphididae
Product: zinc finger BED domain-containing protein 1-like
Exons: 2
Coding region: 1-969 (322 amino acids)
Molecular function (GO): DNA binding
Source: RefSeq, a predicted model, not a curated record
AUGGACAGAAAAAAAAGCGAUGUAUGGAAUCAUUAUUCGGUUAUUAAUAGUGGAAUGGCUAAAUGUUCGUAUUGUUCAAAUUCGAUGUCUUAUAAAGGCGGAUCAACUACAAACUUAAGUAAACACUUAAAACGAAAACACAUAAUUCAAUAUGAAAGUAGAAAACAUCCGCGUAUUAAUGAAAUGAUUGAACAAAAUGUUGAUGAACCAAGUAAGCAAAAUACACCCGAAACAAAUAAUGAUCAAAACCAACCUUCUACAUCAAUCAAUGCAAUUAAUGUCAUAAAUAAAUCUCGUCCCAUACAAAAAAGUGUAGAUUUCUAUUUUAUUAACAAUAAACCACUUUCUGUUUCAAAACAAAAAACAAUUGAUGAACAGCUAGGAGUUAUGAUUUCAAAAGAAUUCCAAUUUUUCAGUUUAGUUGAAAAUGUUGAAUUUAAAAAAUUCAUAUAUUUAUUAAAUCUUAGGUAUCAGUUACCAUCGAGGAAAACUGUUUCGAAAUCUAUUUUACCACAGUUGUAUGAGAAAACAAGAGAAAAAGUUAGAAAUAAUUUAUUAAAUGCCAAAUAUAUUUCAUUUACAACUGAUGGCUGGACUUCCAUAAAUAAUGAUAGUUUUAUUGCUGUCACUGUACAUUUUAUCGAUCCAGAAGAGUGUGUUUUAAAAACAUUUUUACUUGGAUACUGGAAUAUAACAGAAAAAGUAAAAGUUGCUGUGAGUGACAAUGCUGCGAAUAUAACAUCAGCAAUCGUCAUGAAUCAAAAUUGGCGCCAUAUUCCCUGUUUAGCGCACACAUUAAAUCUAAUUGCACAAUCUGGACUAAGUGAAAUGCAAAACGUUCACAAAAAAGUAAAAAACAUCGUUGAAUAUUUUAAACGAAGUACAAAAGCAAAUUUAAAACUUAAAAAUGCACAAAAACAAAUAGGAUACCCGGAAUUAAAGUUAAUUCAAGACGUUUGUACGCGGUGA